GAAUCAAGGAACAGCUUCAUAAAUACGUCAGAGAACUGGAGCAGGCCAACGAUGACCUGGAGAGAGCCAAGAGGGCGACCAUCGUAUCUCUGGAGGACUUUGAGGGUCGUCUGAACCARGCCAUAGAGAGGAAUGCCUUCCUGGAGAGUGAGCUGGAUGAGAAGGAGUCUCUACUGGAGUCAGUUCAGAGACUGAAGGAUGAAGCCAGAGAUCUGAGACAGGAGAUGGUGGUGAGGGAGAGGACUGCAGACAGGAUGUCAGCCCCCAGCUCUCCUACCCUGGACAUGGACAAGAUGGACUCUGCUGUCCAGGCCUCCCUGUCCCUGCCUGUCACCCCUGUAGGGAAGGGCAUGGAGCACCCGUUCAUCAACCCUAAAUCAUCAGUGUUAACAAAUGGCUGUGGGCCUGGCGGCUCACCCUUGACCCCAUCAGCAAGAAUCUCUGCUCUUAAUAUCGUUGGGGACCUUCUUAGAAAAGUGGGGGCGCUGGAGUCCAAGCUAGCUGCAUGUAGGAACUUUGCCAAGGACCAGGCGGUGAGGAAAACCUACUCCACGUCGUCCAGCAACAUGAUCACUGGGAACGGAAACCUCCUCAACAGCAACUCCACCAAGUUCUCCCACUCACUACACACCACCUACUACGACAAAACGGCUGUGAAUGGACUGGACCCCAGCACCCUGACUGCCCUGGCGUCGCCCCGGACUGUCUCCCCUCCUGGAAUGCUGCCUCUCACCGUUUAGCAUGGCCCCAACCUCUGUACAAGCUCCCCGCAGAACAAGGGUACCCCUCAUCCUUCACCCCAACCUCACCCCCUCCGUCACCCCAAACCCCCACCCCAAAUCUCUGUACAACUCCUGUACACCCCGCAGAACACUGAGAGGAGAGAACACUUGAAGAACCGUUACUGUGUGUGUGUGUGUGUGUGUGUGUGUGUAGGAGAGACACUUGACUGAAUGAUUGAAAAGGCCUCACUCACCUAUGAGUGGGGUUGGAUGCUGAGUGUGUUUGUGUAUUUAACAUACAGGCACAUGCCUCUGCCUGAGCUGUUCUUUGCUCAUGUGGAUGAUGUGUUGGUGACCUCUGUGCUCUGGAGUGUCUCCAUUUUGGCUCCAUCAGUUUAUCAGUUUCACUCUAUAACAKCUAUAUAACAGCAACUGUACCUGACAAAGGUCCCCAACGGACUGCAGCUUCCUUCCUCUUAACCUUUUAUUUUCUUCUCUGAAUGAAUUGCACAAUUACAAAUAAUGUAUAUUUACAGUGUUGUAUUUAAAAAUGAAAAGGGACUUUUUGCAAAGUUAGAUGAUUUCAUCAUUACUGUAUGUAUGCUUUAAGAUGCAAUAUCUCCUGUUUGUUUGUGUUUAUGUUAUGGGGUCAGAUGGAGUUGAUGACCCUUAACCCCCAUGUCCAGAAGAAUGACUGAAUUCACUUUUAUUGUGUUCAGGCUGUGAUCAGAACCAUGUUCUCUUAUUGGGCUGCAUCUCAAUAGCACAGUUAAUAGCCUCAUCUCCUCAUCUCAAUAAUCCAGUUAGUCUUGGAGAGAAUGAGAAAACAGGACCGGUAAAAGCAAUAUGGAUGAUCAAUCUCUACCAGAAAUGAGCUUUCACCUGUAAUUUCCUUCCCAUCAGUGCAGAGGAGGGAAAGGAGAGAAGRCGAGGAAACCACUUUAUACUAUUGAGAUGCACCCCCAAAGUCCCUAUUGUCCUGAGUGUGGGCUGACCAGACAGAACAGGCCGGUCAGCUGGUGGACCAUCUGUAGUCUGGUAGGGAGGGAGGGACCUCCCUGUUAAAUAGCCUGGAAACAUCGGCUGCUGUCUCUUCAUUAAUGAAGUGAGGUCCGCUUCACCACAGACUGUACCGUGCUAAUGGCACCCUAUCCACUAUCAGUGCACUCAUUUUGACCAGGGACCAUGGUGCUCUGGUCUAAGGUAAUGCACUACAUAGGAAUAGAGUGUCAUUUUGGACUCAGUCCUUCUUUAUAUAAGCCUGGAUGGAUGGCCGGUGAUGUUCAGGGAAAGACUAAGUCCUUACUACUAUUAUAUAAGCCUUGGAUGGAUGACCGUGUAUUACAUGAGGUUGGUACCGUGUUUAUAUUAAAUUAAUCCUCUUUCCCUGAUCGUAACUAGUAUCAGACAAAACUGUUGCUGUAUAGAACAAACAAGUCAAACCCUGAGCACAGCAGUGUGUCAGACAAAACUUAUUCACAUUAGAGUAUAUAUAUAUCUGUACUGUGCACCUGUUGGUGGUUGAAUCUCAUCCAGCUAACACCCUGUCUACCAUAACCUGCAGCAACAAUAACCCAGCAGUCCAACCAUCUAACAGGUAGGGUGAAGUUUCCUUAGAUGCUGACCCUGGGUCAGUUUUUUCCUUUAACCCACUAAUGGUUAAGUUUAGGAUUGGGGAGGGAAGCUGAUCCUAGAUCUGUACUUGGGGAAACCUCACCCUAGAGCUACCUAACAGUGGUCACGCUCAUCCCCUUUUCUAGACUAGAUCCUAGCCUGGUUAAACCAGACUUAAUUUUGUUUCACCAUGAGGGGAGUGCUCAGUCUAGUUUUAAUCGGGCUAAAAAUGCUCAUCUUUGACUAAUAUGCAAAUUGUUAUUGGUGACCAUUUUGUCACGUUGGCUCCUGUCCUGUCGAUGAAACGUUUGUAAUAGAGAACCUCAUCUCAGAAUGACAUGCCACUUCCUGGUUUCUGUCGUUGAUAUUCACUUGUGAUGUAUUUUCCAUCCCCCAUUCUGUCUUAUCUCCAUCUGGGGUUAAUAGUGCUCCCUCCUAUCACAGCCUUAAAUGAAAAGCCUUAAGGACAGUUUCCCAGACACAGAUUAAAGCUGCAAUAAAWAGCUUUUUGGGUGCCCUGACCAAAUUUACAUAGAAAUGUUAUAGAUCUGUUAUUUUCAUUGAAAGCAAGUCUAAGAAGAUGGUAGAUCUGUUAUUUUUCUAUGCUUCCGCAUUUAUAGUUUUGUUUUUUGGUUCUUUUACUUUGGAUUUUGUACACCAGCUUCAA
Salvelinus sp. IW2-2015 is the source of this 3003-nucleotide messenger RNA. RefSeq names its product nuclear distribution protein nudE-like 1-B. The record is from RefSeq and is a predicted model, not a curated record. Gene Ontology annotation, cellular component: kinesin complex; kinetochore; centrosome. Lineage: Eukaryota; Metazoa; Chordata; Actinopteri; Salmoniformes; Salmonidae. Gene Ontology annotation, molecular function: microtubule binding. Gene Ontology annotation, biological process: establishment of mitotic spindle orientation; centrosome localization; chromosome segregation.